AGCCCGGUGAUUUCGCCCACUCCCCUUCUCUCCCCUACCCUUUCUUUUUCUCUCUUCGUCGUGACUUGGCUUUGAACAUCGUAUCUCGACCUAAUUAUUUUCUUUUAAACCCCCCACAAUAUCUUCGGAUUCAAUUCUCCUCUCCAUUUCUCUUCACUUUCUCGCUCUCCAAACACUCCAACCCUAACACACGCUCUUGUGAGUGCUAAUCUUGCUACAAAUUCGCCAUCCAUAGCACUACUUUGGUUCUGCGAUUUUGAGAGGAAAGCAGAAAAAAGAAAGUGAGAGAGAGCUGGAUGGUACGGAAUUCUGGACUUGGGAAAGUAAUUUUGAAUAAGAUAUUGCAGAUCUGCGACUACCAGUAUUGGAUGCUUGAACACUGAUCUGUCAUUCUGUUGUCGAAGAAACGGAAGAUCUGCGGUGAGCAAACAAAAUCGCAGCGUCAUUACCUCAUCUGUCAUCUCAUAACUUGACACCUGUAACUGUACCGGACGCUGUUCAAAGCUUUUGUGAAAGCUUGACAUCUUUAAUCCUAAAUCUCUUUAAGCUGCUAAAAGCAUCGGCUAAACCUAAAGCUAUGUGUGUGGCAAGUAGCCAUAGCAAUGGUGAGCAGAACAGUAUCGGCAAUAGCACAGUCAUGCCCAGAGCUUAGCCGACUGUUGAUGCAAUGAGCUGAGGCUGCUAUUUCAGGCUUUGCUUUUCAAAGCACUCUCUGCAACUGCAAAAAAGCUUAAACGAGAGCCUCCUGACGGUGAUAUAUCAAAGAGUAAAAACAAGGCGGUUUUAUCACCUCACAGCCAAAGUACUCUCUGUAGUCUGUAUUAUCGUCAUCAAUGCAAACGACACAGUAACCCCACCAGCACCUCACCACCACAUCUUUCUCGCUCUAGAUACUUGUACCCACUUCUCUCUUCCUUCUACAAGUACAAAAAGAAGGCAAGGUGGGGGCUCUCGAUGCUUGGAGUUAUUGUUUGAGAAAGGCAUGAAAGUGCCAUGGAGGUGGGGGAGAUUCAGACGCAAGCCUGUAAGUUGUCCAGGGUCGGUAAUGGCAGAAAUGACUCUAUCAAGAUAGGACAGAGAGGCGGUGAACACUACCCAGAUGACGAAGAAGAUGAUAAGCUCGAGAGGACUAAUAGUACCGCCGGUGGAGGCGGCAGUGACCUUGGUACUAAUCGUCUUGGUGGGUGGCACCAUUCGUCACGUAUUAUUAGGGUUUCUCGUGCCUCCGGUGGCAAAGAUCGGCACAGCAAGGUUUGGACUUCGAAAGGGCCGAGAGACCGGAGGGUCCGGUUAUCGGUCUCAACUGCUAUUCAAUUCUAUGAUCUCCAAGAUCGGCUGGGAUACGAUCAACCAAGCAAAGCUGUAGAGUGGCUAAUUAAAGCUGCUGCUGAUUCAAUCAACGAGCUCCCUUCACUGAACAGUUCCUUCUCCGAAACCCCACAGAAGCAAUUAAGCGAUGAUAAGAGAAUUAGCGAGGGUAUGGACCAAGGGUUUGAUUCGCCUGAAUUGGAGUUGGAAGGACCUACUUUCCACCAAGACCCUAACCACCAUCUCUCUUUGUCCAAAUCUGCUAGCAGCAACUCGGAGACCAGCAAAGGCUCGGGCUUGUCUCUCUCGACAUCUGAAAUAAGGGUCAAGCGCGUUAAAGCCCGCCAGCGAGCAAGGGAGAGAACGAAGAAGGAGAAAGAUACCGAUUCACGUCACCAGAAUGUAAACCCCAUCUCCCAAAACUCCUCAUUCACUGAGCUACUUACUGGUGGCAUGAACAGUAUUAGUAACAAUGCCGCCAGUCCUUCCGGCAACUCCAAUGCGAGACAGUGGCCCUCAACUCCAAUGGAUUACUUCAAUACGGGGCUACUUGGACCAUCCUCGUCUCGUGCUGGUCAUCAUCCGUCAGGGUUUCCAGGACAAAUUCAAUUGCGGAACUCCAUCCCACAGGCAUUGCCAAUCCCACCAUUCAGCGUAUCUGGGGAGAACCAUCCGGAGCUGCAGCAUUUUCAGUUCGCCACCACCGAUCAUCUUAUCCCCGUAGCGGCGAGCACCCAGCAGGGACCCGGGGGCAAUUACAAUCUAAACUCUAGUAUCUCUUCCGGUCUUGCUGGUAUUAAUAGGGGGACCCUUCAGUCCAAUUCACCGUCUCUUUUGCCUCACCUCCAGAGGUUUUCAUCACCUAUAGACGGAGCAAAUGUACCUUUCUUCAUUGGGACACCACCCGUGGAGAAUCAUCAUCACCACCACCACAAUUUCCCACCUGACUUGCAGCUCUGCUAUGACGGAAGCAGACACCCGAGCCACAACGGAAAAGGGAAGAACUGAUUCAUUUCAAUCCUCUUUGCCCAUCUUCUUCUGGGAAAAUGGAGCUGGAGAAGUGGCAGCUGGGGUGAGAGUAAAUUGCAAAGCUUCCUUGCGCGGCUGAUAACUUGUUAUUAUGCUUCUAAAACUGUUGGUAUUUUUUCUCCAUUCUGAGGCUAUUCAGGUUCAUAUAAUGGGAUUUGUUUGUCUGAUUAUCUCUGCAUGCAUGCAUGCAU
Tripterygium wilfordii is the source of this 2528-nucleotide messenger RNA. Its product is annotated as transcription factor TCP2. Gene Ontology annotation, cellular component: nucleus. The coding region runs from base 994 to 2316 and encodes 440 amino acids. NCBI's taxonomy places the organism in Eukaryota, Viridiplantae, Streptophyta, Magnoliopsida, Celastrales, Celastraceae. Gene Ontology annotation, molecular function: sequence-specific DNA binding; DNA-binding transcription factor activity. The transcript has 5 exons. The record is from RefSeq and is a predicted model, not a curated record. Gene Ontology annotation, biological process: regulation of secondary shoot formation.